GCAGAUAAGGUAUUCUGAUAAGUACAAUCACCAUCAUAAUUUUUAUAUGUAAAUACUUCUUCAACAAUAUGCGGAUUCUUCUCAUUUCAACUGAUUCCUUGAUCGUGCUAACCGUGUUUUCAACUUUACUAUUACACACAACAGGUAUUUGGUCACCUUGGAUCGAUUGGUCGGUAUGUCCGAAAUCUUGCCAAAAAGAUGAACAAAUAAGAGUUCGCGUCUGUCUCAACAGCAGCUGUGAGGUACCUGAAACGCAGCAUAGAGAAUGCGGUCAAUCAUGCGAUGGGGAAAAUCAACUGGUUUUUCAGUGGGGCACAUGGGUUGUCGGAGGGUUCUCGUCAAAACCCGAAAAAUGGCCGUGGCAAGUUCUUAUCAUAACUGAACUCGAUGGUAAAUGGCAACAAUGUGGAGGGACAUUGAUAACAGAUUCUUGGGUGCUCAGUGCGGCGCAUUGCUUUUUAGAUCCAUUUGGAAACAAUUGGAAUAUUCAAAGAAUUACGUUGGGAACAAUAAAGAGAAACGGAAUUGAUUAUCGGGCGGUUAAUUUUACAAAUGCAUCAAUUGUUCACGUGCACGAAGAUUUUCACAACCGAGUUUAUCUCAAUGACAUAUCACUAAUCAAACUAUCAACACCGGCAAAUGCAAACACUAACGGGCAUAUCCAACCUGCAACUCUUCCUGUGCACAAUGAAACAGUGUUAGCAGGAACGUCAUGUGUAGUUACGGGCUGGGGAGCUGCAGCCUCGAAUUGAAACAGAGGUUAUUUAUUUUUUCCAUAUUAUGAAGUAAAUAUUCUAUAUUAUGAUAAAACAAAGUUGAGUGCAACCGCAGAAUGCUUAGAAAAGAGUACGCAAAUCUAUAUAAAUAAAAAGUAAUUAGUAAAACUCAAAUAUAUUUCAUAGGGCACCCACGACUAAAGGUAAUUGCUUAUUAGA
This is a messenger RNA of Styela clava, 935 nucleotides long. Its product is annotated as trypsin-like. The record is from RefSeq and is a predicted model, not a curated record. Gene Ontology annotation, molecular function: serine-type endopeptidase activity. NCBI's taxonomy places the organism in Eukaryota, Metazoa, Chordata, Ascidiacea, Stolidobranchia, Styelidae. Gene Ontology annotation, biological process: proteolysis.